AUGGGUCUAAAAAGAGCAGCCCCAGAAGCUACCGGCCCAGAGUUCCAGUUUGAGCUCGGAAGCGAGAAAAGACGCGUGAGUGUGCGCAAGUUCAAGGGGGCUACUUUAGUUGAUAUCAGGGAGUACUACCAGAAAGAGGGAAAAUGGCUGCCUGGGUCCAAGGGAAUUGCACUUACAGAGGACCAAUGGAAGGCCCUUCGCGGGCUAAUUGGCGAGAUCGACGACUCGAUCUCGCAACUGGAGCCAGAACAGAAAAAGUACAAGAGCGAGGAGAAAGUUGUCAACAGUGACGAGGAGUUGGCUAAGGAGUCUGGAGAAGAGCGGGAAGGCGAGUCUGAAUCCGACAACAACCAGAAGGAGGCCUAG
Molecule: messenger RNA, 366 nt
Organism: Ogataea parapolymorpha DL-1
Lineage: Eukaryota; Fungi; Ascomycota; Pichiomycetes; Pichiales; Pichiaceae
Exons: 3
Coding region: 1-366 (121 amino acids)
Biological process (GO): positive regulation of transcription initiation by RNA polymerase II
Molecular function (GO): DNA binding; transcription coactivator activity
Source: RefSeq, a predicted model, not a curated record